This is a messenger RNA of Dreissena polymorpha, 8291 nucleotides long. RefSeq names its product protein PF3D7_1417600-like. The transcript is spliced from 3 exons. The coding region runs from base 4939 to 7533 and encodes 864 amino acids. Gene Ontology annotation, molecular function: double-stranded DNA binding; cohesin loader activity. Gene Ontology annotation, biological process: mitotic sister chromatid cohesion. NCBI's taxonomy places the organism in Eukaryota, Metazoa, Mollusca, Bivalvia, Myida, Dreissenidae. The record is from RefSeq and is a predicted model, not a curated record.
UGAAAAUGACGUUAAUGUGAUGAUGGUUAAUAUAACCAAUAUAAACGUAAAUGUAAUCGGCCUCGGAAGCAACCAAUCUUCUUUGGCGAACUUGCAAACCAAUUUGAUAAUCAAGGUAAACAAUAUCGGAAGCCAAUUAGUGGUUACAAGCAGUAAUGUCACCUCAUUAUCAGGGCAGGUGGCAAGUGUACUUCAGAAUAUAAAUGUUAUUAAUAAUAACAUUAAUACGGUGCAAGUUGAUAUUGACAACAUAAAUCUAAACGUUACGAAUAUAAAUAAUCAGUUCAGCCAGGUAACGAAUGUUGUCAACAUUAUAGAGAAUGAGCUAAAUGUCAUUAUGGUCAACAUAACAAAUAUUGAUGUCCGACUCGGAUCGUUUGGUGGAAACAUAACGUCAGUUGGGCUCUCGCAACCAAAAUAUCUUUGACAUCCUUAACACGUUCUCAAAUGUAAUUGACCUCACACAGACAAGUGUUACAAACAUUACCAGGCUUGUUACAGGAAUCGGUGCUAAUGUCGACAAUUUAACCAUUGUGGUUGACACGUUGGAAGUGAAUUUCAAUACGAUGAUAAAUAACGUGAAUGUCAUUCAAAAUAACUUGAACAACGUUUCAGGAAGUGUUGUUAAUGUUAUAAAUACAAUAAAUGAUAUAGACGUAACAGUCAAUAAUAUUGGAGGAGACUUAAUAAAUGUUACGUCAAUUGUGAAUAACAUUCAAGUGAAUAUCGUUUCCAUCACGAACAAUAUUAAUGAUAUUGACAUAAACAUUGUUAAUUUGAAUUCAAACCAGACCAUCAUCGCCCAAAACCAAAAUAUCUUUAACAGUACUGUGAAUAACCUUUUCACAGUAGUAAAUAACGCUCAAACGAACAUCAAUUCUGUAUCACAGAACGUUCAAGAUUUCGGCGUUAAUUUCAAUGGCCUGUCAACAGUGGUAACAAAUAUCAACAGGGAUUUAACAGGUCUAUCAUCGGUAGUUAACAACAUCCAAGUUGUUCAAAAUAACAUUGUUGUCGAUGUCGAUAAUGUAGUGAACAGCAUCAGUAACGUUACAGUGGUAGUAAACAACAUACAAAAUAACGUGCAGAAUAUACUUGUGAACAUUACAAAUAUUGACGUCACAGUGAAUUCUAUUAUUCUGAACCAGACAGUCAUAGUGAACAACCAAGGAAAUAUAUUCGGAGUUCUAGACGGGCUUGGAAACCAACUGACCACUACAACUGGAAACGUAAACAGCUUAAGAGAUCUUGUAUUCCAAAUAAACGUAAAUGUAACUAGUAUUUCCGGUGAUGUAACCAAUAUUGGUGGACAAGUAACAAAUAUAACGGUAGACAUCGACAAUAUUAUUGUAAAUAUCAAUUCCGUUUCAGUAAAUAUCAACAAUAUUGAAGGUGAUCUUAAUUUGCUCUUUGUCAAUAUUACCAAUAUCAAUAACGCGGUUACAGUUAUAGGUACAAAUAACAGCAAUUUAUUCGCCCUCACUGACACAUUGAGUAACAGAUUAACAAGCGUAACUGGACAAUUAACAAGCGCUACUUCCGAUAUUGUAGUAAUUUCACAGACAGUACAAAACAUCCAGGUGAAUGUGAAUAACUUGACAAACAACGUUUAUAAUAUUAAUGGAAAUCUGAACAACCUCACGUUUGUGGUGAACGAUAUCGAUGUCACACAAAAUACAAUGGUCGGCGAUUUCAACACCUUUGUGCAAAAUAUAAAUAACGUUACGAAUAUUGUAAACAAUAUUCAAAAUAAUGUAAACAAUAUGGUUGUCAACAUCACCAACAUCGAUUCAACCAUUGGAGCUGUAGUUGUUAACCAAACAAAUCUGCAGAAUAACCAGUUGAACAUCGUUGGUCUACUGGGAUCAGUCGGAGACAGAUUAUCAAUUGUUAAUUCUAAUAUUAAUGUCAUAAACUUAAAUUUGACAAAUAUUCAAGGAAACAUAAAUGAUCUUUCGGGUGGAUUUGGUGGCCUUAGAGGUGACGUGAAUGUAAUAUCAGGUACAGUUAACAAUGUUGUUACAAAUCUUAACAACGUGACCGUUAUUAUGAACAAUAUUGAAUCCGAGCUUAACUUCGUGAUGGUCAACGUGACAGAUAUUGAUACAAGAAUUGGAGGCAUAGGAACGGACCAAACUGCAUUGCAACAAAACAUUAUCACAAUCGGAAAUUUCCUGCAAACGUUUGGAAACCGACUGAAUAGUUCUGAUCUUAACUUAUUUAAUCUUUCGCAGACAGUUAUAGCUAUAUCUCAGAAUGUUAAUCAAAUCAACGUUAAUCUACAAAAUGUUGAAGGAGACGUAAAUGUUUUGACAACCAACAUCAACAACAUCGUCGUCGAUCUUGGUGGCGUCUCUGGAGAUGUAGAUAAUUUGACGAUUAACGUCAAUGCAGUCACAAAUCAAGUGACAAAUAUUGCAAACAAUAUAAACAUUUUGAUGGUUAAUAUUACCAACAUCAAUAGCAACGUCGGUGACAUAAUCGUCAAUCAGACGCAGCUUCAGCAAGCACAAAAUCAAUUGGGAGGCGCUCUGAACAUUGUAAAUCAGAAUGUGAACAAUGUGUCGAAUACUGUAAAUGUCAUUUCAACUACAAUAAACAAUAUACAGAUUAAUAUAAACAACAUAACUAACAAUGUAUUUAAUGUUGAAGGAAAUGUCAACAAUUUAACUGUCGUUGUGAGUAAUAUUCAGGUCAAUCAAAACAACUUGGUUACUGGAUUCAAUCGUUUUGGUACGAAUGUGGACAACUUGUCUGUUACAGUAAAUGCCAUUCAGAGCGAUAUCGGCACAUUAAUCGUUAAUGUAACAAACAUUGAUGUUACCGUGGGGAGCAUUUUAUUCAACCAAACUAACCUCCAAAAUAACCAGGUCAAUAUUGUUAAUGUUGUAAGUGGAAUAAAUAACCAAGUGAACAACACAGUUGGUCAGCUGAAUUUCUUGAACAACGCUUUCACUAAUUUUAAUACCAACAUAACAGGAAUAACCAGCAUUAUCAACAGACAAGGAGGCGAUAUUUCAAGCUUGAUUGUGCAAGUCAAUCAGAUUGAAGUUAAUGUCAAUUCAGUUUCGGUUACAGUGAAUAACAUAGAUAAUGACGUGAACAUUGUAAUGCUGAACGUAACCAACAUUGGAAAUGCAAUCGGUGUGUUGAAUGUGAACCAGACUACCUUACAACAGGACACGCAAGUUAUUACGAAUACUAUUACCAACAUUCAAAAUCAAAUAAAUGCAGUGAAUUCCAAUGUCGUAAAUGUGGUCAACACGAUCACUGACAUUGAUGUGAAUGUUAACACUGUAACUAACAAUGUGAACAAUAUCCAAGUGAAUUUGAAUAAUAUCACCAAUAUUGUCAACAACAUUCAAGUGAUUCAAAACAAUAUGACUGUUGUUUUCAAUGACUUUGGAAACGAUUUAGACAGUCUAUCGAUUACCGUUAACAACGUCAUAAACGACAUUGAUAUAGUUAUGGUAAAUAUUACAAAUAUUGGUUCAGGUGUGUCAACUGUUUUGGCAAAUCAGACGGUGAUACAAAACAACCAAAAUAAUAUUGUCAAUUUGGUUAACAAUUUGGGAGGUCAGCUUAACUUCACUGGUGGUAAUCUUGGAUCCCUUACUCAACUCGUUAAUGACAUUAAUGUUAUUGUAAACCAAAUAACUGUCAAUGUGAACAACAUAAAUGGAGACAUCGGUAACCUGACCGUGGUAGUCAACAAUGUCCAGAACACCGUCAAUAACUAUAAUGUAGCCAUUACCAAUAUCCAGAACGACAUUGAUAUCGUAAUGGUAAACGUUACCAACAUCAACGGUGCGAUAGGAGUAUUUAACAAUGACUUGCCAUCUGCAUUUGGAGGUCAGAGCAACAUAUUUGGUAUUUUGAAUUUCUUAGGAGUGCAGGUUAAUGCUACCAAUUCUAAUGUUAACGUAAUUGUGAACGAUGUCAACGUUAUACAGCAAAACAUCGUGAACGUAACAUUUGAUAUCACAAACGUAUUCAAUAAUGUGAACAGUGUUUCUAGCCAAGUCGGCAACAUAGUAAACAAUGUCAAUGGCCUGUCAACGAAUUUCGGAAACUUCCAACAGAACUUCAAUAUUGCGGUAGUCAACAUAACUAAUAUAAACCAAAUAGUAAACACUAUUGGCACGCAAAUAAACAAUAUUGAAGUGAAUAUGGACUUAGUUAUGGUAAACAUUACCAUUAUAGGAGGUAUAAUUAACAACAUCAACAACAACCAGACAAUUCUUUUUGACAACGAAGCCAACAUAUUUAAUAAUCUAAAUACUAUUGGCAGCCAGAUUAGCGAUACAACUCAGUCUAUAGGGAACUUUAAUCAGAUUGUAAAUAAUAUUGGUGGAAACCUUAAUAAUCUUACUGUUAUCGUCAAUAAUUUCCAACAAAAUAUAAAUCAGGUAACUGGCAAUGUAAACACUAUUCAAACUGACAUAGUAAAUAUAAAUAACAAUUUCAAUAUUGUUAACUCAAAUUUGAACAACGUUAGUCUACAGGUGAACAACAUUUUUGUUGACAUGGAUUUACUCAUGGUAAAUAUUACAAACAUAAACGGUAACAUCGGAAACGUAAUUGCCAAUCAGACUAUUAUCCUACAAGGCUUAGAAAAUACCAAUGUUAAUAUUGGAAAUAUAGUUAAUGUGAUUGGUGUUACACAAAAUAACGUGAACUUCCUAAAUAACUCGGUUACAGCUAUUGGCGUUAAUGUUAACGGCAUAAACUCAAACAUCGGAGACAUCAAUGUGAAUGUUAACUCACUAACGACAAACGUCAAUAAUGUCAUCAAUAAUGUUAAUGUUAUUCAAAACAAUAUUAACAACAUCAACGUAACAGUUAGCAGAUAUAUCGGGCGACGUUAAUAACUUGAACGUCAAUGUGAAUGCUAUAUCAGUCCAGGUAACUAACAUUGAAGUUGAUCUUAAUGUUGUAAUGGUUAAUGUUACAAAUAUUUCAACUUCAAUUACAUCAAUUAUUGUUAAUCAAACGUCGAUUGUUCAGAAUCAACAGAAUAUCUUUGUUGCAUUGACAAAUAUAGAAAACAGAGUAAACAUGACACAAAUAAAUGUUGUAGAGAUAACUCAAACGAUCAAUGACAUUGACGUUACUAUAAACAACAUUACUGUUGAAGUUAAUAACAUCGACAACAGCGUAACAAACAUUAACACUCAAAUAUCUAAUAUUCAAGUUAAUGUCGUAAACCUUACUACGGUUGUUAAUACCGUCGUCAAUGAUAUCGACAUAAUAAACGUUAACAUAAACAACAUUCAGGUAACCAUGACUACAAUAAUGGUUAACAUAACUGAAAUUGAUGUUAAUAUUGCGACAAUAGUAAACAAUCAGACAAAUAUUGAAAAUACACAAGUGAACAUAUACAACACACUCAAUAAUCUUACCAAUAUUGUGCAAAAUAACAGCAAUAAUAUUAUAAAUAUCAAUCAACAAAUCACUGAAAUAGCUGUCAAUGUCACAAAUGUGGCAGUAUCAGUAACAAAUAUUGCAGUAGAGGUAAACAAUAUUAAUGUCCAAAUAGUGAAUAUUAAUAUGACUCUUGUUGAAGCAACGACAAAUAUAUUUAACAUUCAACAAAAUAUGAUCAAUGUCACGAAUAUUGUAAAUGAUAUCGAUGUAAAUUUGAAUGUUGUCAUGGUGAAUAUAACGAACAUCAACACGCAGAUAACGAAUAUCGUUGUGAAUCAGACCUCAAUCCAAAAUAACCAACUUACAAUCAUGAACACACUGAACGUCGUCGAAACACGUGUGAAUAACACUGAGAUCAAUGUUGUUCAGAUAACACAAACCACAACUAAUAUACAAGUGCAGGUUACCGAAAUAACAACUGAAAUUACAAAUAUCUACUUGAAUAUCAAUAAUGUCACCAAUCAAGUGACGAACGUGCAGACCACAUUAGUAAACGUGACCCAACAACAGAUUUCUAAUACGAACAUACUCAACAACAUGACCGUUCAAGUCACUAACAUAGAUAUUCAACUUAAUCAAGUGAAUGUAAAUGUUAACAACAUAUCUGUGUUUGUAAAUCAAGUGUCCGUCACGGUGAUAAAUAUCGAAACGGAAUUGAACAUUGUUAUGAGUAAUGUGACUCAGAUUGAACACAAGAUAAUCAGUGUAGGAGCUACCACUGAGGAGCUACAGAGACACGAGGACAUCAUGAUUGAAAACUUCAUGUUGUUGUCUGUCAACAUCACGAACAUCAAUAUUGCGGUGUUCAAUUUGACAAAUGUCGUCAACGUUGUUGAUCUAAAUGUUAAAGGUACAACAGGUGAAAUAAACGGCAUUCAGAAAAACAUGAACCAAAUUAACAUCUACAUAAAAGAUCUGGAUUCGGAUAUCAACGAUGUUUCAGGAAACGUUUUCAAUAUACAGAAUAACAUCAAUAUGAUUAUGGUGAAUAUCACAGACAUCGACGUAAGGAUAGGUAAUGUAGGAGGCGGCGACCAAGGUUCUCUCGAUAGAAUUUUUGGAAGCUUUGGUAAAUUCGAGGAAAGAAUAACUGUUAUUACUUCAAAUCAGAAUGGUAUCACUGAUCGACUAGGACAAAUCGAUGUUCGAAUUAAUAACACCCAAACGGGUAUUAAGGAGAUCUCAAUGAAGGUACACGAUAUCGAAAACGACAUGAACAGCGUGUCAAUCAAUACGCAUCAGCUGGGUGUUAAUUUGAACACAGUGUCUACAAAGAUAACGAAUGUUGAAACGAAUGUUAACCUCAUUAUGGUCAACAUAACAAACAUCGACAUUAAGGUUGGUAGAAUAGGUUCCGAUCAGGUCACCACAGUUAAGACGCAAGACAGUAUAACGAAAAACAUCCAGGUGCUCGUUGACAGACAAUCACUUAUCCAGACCAGCCAAGGAAAAAUGUUCGACCGAUUAGGUUACAUGGAUAACAGAUUGAAUUCCACUCAGGUUAAUCUCAACAUCAUGUCUGGUUCGCUGACACAUAUGGAAGGUACAAUCGAUUCGCUUUUUCGGAACAUAUCAAACAUAAAUGGCACUGUUGGACAGGUAGGAUCAGGUCAGAUUGAUUUACAAUACAUUCAAGAACUGCUCUCACACAAACUAGAUGCUUUGGAAGGCGAUCAGACGAAGGCAUUCAAUUAUCAGCAGGAGAUACGUCUCCAAAUUAAGAACGUUAUGGAAGCCGUGAACGGAAUUGUAACAACAAUUUCAAGCAAAAAUGGAUCAUGCGUGGGAGGUAUUAACUUCAACGACUUUAUAGGUAAAUAUGCCACAAAAGGUCUGCAAGAAGAUCUAGAAAAGAAACUAGACUACAUGUCAGCUGAACAGCGUAAGUCACAAACCGUACAGGAUCAGAUGUCGGUUAGGUUGGAUAAUGUGUUGAAGGUUCUGGGUGGCGUUGCAACAGGAAACAAAUACAGUUCAGAUGAGAUAGCAACUUUAGUGGGGUCAACCGCAGCGGGCUCUGUUAACAACGGUGGGUACGGCAAAGGGACUCUCCCGGUUGGAUACGGCACAGGAGGAGGCAGUGGAAACAAGUUUGGCGGCCGCUAAAUGGCGAUGGACUUUAUCGAGACUGCGACUGCGAUGGGCGACGAAAAUUGGUUUAAGCUGAAGAAUGACUACCAACUACCAAAUGAAGGCCUAUAAGCAAAUAUUAUUAGCUAUUGGUUGCUCGGAAUAAAUAACGCAGCGUACUCGACAUAAAAUACUUUAUAUUUAAUCUUUGUACAUAGGUGGGACAUAUAAGAAUUGGUAAUUUUGCUGUAAAAUGUUUAUAUAAGGACAAAAUGCAUAUGUAUAUAUAGCUUUAUCAUUUAACUUUGUACAUAGGUGGGAUAUUUUGGAAUGGGUAAUUAUGUUGUGAAUUUGUGUUUUUUUUUUGUUCCAUAUCGAAUUUUGUCACUGUUGUUUGGAAUUACAGAUUUGGUAAAACACUAUAAAUACGUCACAUACGUUCUUACUUACCAAGAAAUUGUAUAUUUUUUAGAUAUUCGCUCUGGUUUGAUUUGGACAUUAAUGCUGAAUGAUUAAGCGCAUGAUAAUGUUUAUACACUUAAAAACACUUUACAAAAGCGUACAUAUUGUCUGUAUUUGAACUGUCUGUUGUUUUUGUCUUGUAAUAUUAGAUUGUACUGAUAUAACAGAAACCUCAAUUACAGUAUUGAAACAGCUCUACAUGUUAAAUUGCAUAUUGCCCUUAUGUUUUAUAAGUGUCAAUUAUGUGUAUGAAACACUGCACACGUCUAAGCGUAUGUACAAUAAGAGAGACAUCUUGUUUAACAGCAUAACAUUAACAUGUAUAUUGGUUU